Molecule: messenger RNA, 1682 nt
Organism: Paramacrobiotus metropolitanus
Lineage: Eukaryota; Metazoa; Tardigrada; Eutardigrada; Parachela; Macrobiotidae
Exons: 2
Coding region: 185-1432 (415 amino acids)
Molecular function (GO): protein binding
Source: RefSeq, a predicted model, not a curated record
UUAGGUGCAGUCUUAAUCGUAACUACACAAUUAGAUCGUACGUAAACAGAUGUUUUACAUACUAUAUUAUAAUAUUGCAUCGUUCAUGAACAACGUUCACAGUUCACACUGUUUUCUUUAAUUCUUUAAAGUACCUUUUAUUCCAGUGUGCGUUUUCUGAUACCCGACAAGCAUUUGUGACAUCAUGUUCCGACAAAGCCGACAUGAUUCGUUAAACGAUUUUUUUGUCGUGGAAACCGAAGGACCAGACGGUUUGUUCUAUCAUGGAACGGUGGUGGAUGCCGACGAAAACGAUAUCCUGCUUGUUGACCACCACUUGCCAAACGUGCCUCCGAUUAUGACACUUUGUUCUCUCGCAUUUAAGUGUGAUCCCCGAGAUUUCCUCACCAGCACUACGGACACUUUGGACGCUGUAGACGCUUUUAUCAUAACACAGCUAUGCGAAGAUAUGCCGUGGGUGUGGUAUCCCGGUAGGUUGUUGGCAGUGAAUUGGCCGGCGUUUGCUGUUGUUAAGACCGAAAUCUUUGGCGAGCAAAAGAUGCGUGUUGUUCCCUGUGAUCAUGUCCGUCUGGCCAACCAUCCACGAAUUCCAGUUAUACAGUGCUUCACUUAUGUGAAAGCAUCCUUUCUUCUCCCGCAGUCAACGCUUUUUCGGCAAACUGAGGAGUUUAUGAAGUUGUGGAACAAUUAUUUCGACAAGGAACGAAGCAAACAAGGGAAAGCCGUUGCAGUCGCCGAUGGACAGGUCAUAUGCUUAGGAAGCCAGUACUGGAUAGACAAAGUCAAAGCACGGAUAGCAUGUAAUGAUAAGUACGGCGGGCGUUUACUGGAAACCCUUAUGGUGGACGCCGAAACUAAUGUAUGGCGUCAGAAGCAAGUACCCCUGGACCAGGCAACGUCACUAAUGAUGGAUACAACCCCCGAAUGCAAAUCCCUUACCGAGUAUCCACCAGAUAGGAACAUUAUCAACACCUUGCCAGAUGCAGUUCUGGGAAAAAUCUUUGCCUUUGUGGAUGUAUGUGAGCAAUCACGCAUUCGUAGGGUGUGCCGGUUGUGGAGCAGACUCCUGCCGCUGUGCACCACCCUGAAUCCGCAAUCAUUAGCUUUUUGUGUUAACGGGCCGCGAUUUCCAGGAGACACCGAUCGGAUAUUGAAAUUUGCAUCUUGUUUGUGUCAGUAUUAUUCGGAACAGGUGAACGACAUUGUUUUAUUGGGCAAUGCUAGUGAUGGCGGGGCGUUUAACGAUUUUAUACAGGUUUUGGUGACAAUGCAGGGAGUUUUGAAAAGGCCUCCGCUCAGACGACUGAUAGUGUCUACAGUUGACCUUUCAAAUAAUACUACCUCAAACGGUGUACUAGUGAAUAGCCUUCUUUUAGCAGCACACCCGUGUUCUCAUUUGGGAUGCGAAGAAUUCAUCAUUGAUUGUGGGUAAACCAGAUCUGCGGAUGCAUCGGACCAGUGUAAUGCCAAUUGUUCUAAUUACUUGCGCUUUGAGGCUUGAAUAUUUUGUGAUACUGUCAUACUGCGAGUCUGCGACACUUUGUCAUCUUAACCUCUGCUCUUAUAAUAGCAUUCCAAAUUUUGUAUGCACGCAUCCACGUUGUCGAGCGCGUAUUGUAUAGCUAUGAACCCGUCGCUGUGUGAAUAGAAGUAAGUAAAAGAUGCAUAGUAUCAUAAUAUAA